CUAAAUUCUGAGUAUUUCUACCACUUUCACAUCUGGAAAGGCAAUAAAGCUACACAAAGCACUGCAAAUGAUUAGGCGAGCAGAGAUCAGCCAAAGACCGACAUGUGCCCUGUGCUGUUCUCUCUGGAACCUGUGCCGCCUGCCCGUCUGGUCGUAGCUCCCCCAACCCCAGCUGCACGGCCUUAUCAGGCUGGUGGCCAGGUAAAGUCAGGACCAUGUCCAAAGGCGGGCACCUGUCAGAGGCCCACGGGCCAGGAGAGGAGAGAGCAGCUGAGGUCCUGUGGCCAGACCCAAGAUCUGCCCAGCAGCUCCUCCAUCCCCGCUGAGGAGUUCAAACACCUGCUCCAGUCUCUCAUGCCCUCUCUCUCCCCAGACCAGUACAACACUCUUAUGGCUAAGGUUAUGCGGAGGGAAGGCCAAGUGAGUAUGAACUGUCAGGACUUCACCAGGGGCCGUCCCAGCGACUGUCCACUGCAGAGCCAGAAAGGGGCAGCGUGGUCCAGGUGUAGCAGUGUAGCAGAGCAACCCUCCCGCUCUCUACAAGAGCUCCAGCAGGGCCUCAAACAUCAGAUCGGGUCAAACCUGAAGGGAGCCAUGCGGGCCCUGAGACUCUACGACUACAACCGGGAUGGACUGAUCCAACGACACGAGCUCCGCCGCUUCCUGGAUAACUACUUACCCAUGACCGACACAGAGUUCAAGAGACUUUGGUCCUUCUACAACCCUAACAACUUUGCCAUGAUGCCCUACAAAGAGUUCCUGAUGAAGCUGGGAAUCAACUGUGAGAUGUAUGCCAAAUUUGUCCCACAGCCUGGAAGCUUAGUGGUGAAUGCACAGGCUUCCGAAGAGGCCUGGAGAAGGCACGAGAAAGAAACACCAUGUCCUGUGAGCUCAGGACAAGCCCUUACUGUCGCAGACCUGACCCCGGAGCAGACCCAGGAAGUGUUUCUGAAUAAGAUGCGGCAGAGCUACACUGAAGUGUGGCGUGUGCUUCAGGCCUUUGAUGUCACAUGCUCUGGAGUCUUGCCUCUGGAAGACCUGCACUCCGUCAUCAACAACUUCCUGUUUCCCAUGAGCCCAUGCGCGUUCCACAGGCUCCUGCGACGACUUGGUGUGCGGUUCUCCAGAACUGUGUAUUGGAAAAACUUUAUGACAAAGGUCAAAGGUGCUGCACACACAGAAGCCAAGACGAAAUAUGACAACAGGCGACUCUGUUUGAUUGUCAGAGACACCACUGAUCAGAGGGCCUCGGCACCAAGUCGGAGGGAGGAUUCUUCAGACCAGGUUGAGCAAAAGGAUAAAGACAAAGCUGUGAGGAGUGCAUGGACUGAGAAGGCAACCUUGGCAGCGGACACAUGGACUACAGUAGAGGAGCUGCUGAGGGACAAACUGAGCGAGUCUUUGACGGCUGUGAGCCUGACUCUGGGCCAGCUGGAUCGGUGCGGAAAAGGGACUGUCCGUCAGGAGGAGCUCAGAAAGAUCAUCCAACAACAUGGCCUGCCUCUGUCUGACCAACACUUCAACCGGCUAUGUGAACCUUACACCGUGUCUGGCAGAGUUCAAUAUAAGCACUUUCUGCAGCACUUAUGGAUGCUCGCCAGUACUAGAGGGACAGACAGCGGUCUGAAGACUCAGUGUGCUACAGACAGGUUGGCCUCAGGCCCCCAUGUAAAGGAAGCCGAUGAUCUCUUGUGGAGGCUCAAAGAGAGGCUGAGCCUCCUGGCCCUCACCCUCGCCGACUGCCUCCCCCCCGGUGGCAGCGUCAGCGCCUCGCAGCUCAGAACGAUAUUACAGGACUGCAAUUUGUCGGUGGAUGAGAAGCAGUUGCAGUCCCUGACCAGAGUGCUGGGCUUCAGGGCCGGGAGAACCUCCUGCUCAGGGCUCCUGAAGAAAUACUCCGGGAUUUUGGCCAGGUAUCAGAAGAGAGCUCCAGUGCCUGUUAAACCAGAUGCCGGAGCGCCAGCCAGACUGCUGACCGCUGAGGAUUGCCUCUCUCUGAUGCUGGACAGAAUCACAGAAGUCCACGGGAGUGUCUUCUCAGCUUUCCGCUUCAUGGACAAAGACUCAGAUGGUUUUGUGCUGGCACGUGACUACCUGGACCUCCACACCAGCCUGGGUUUCAUCACCAAGGAGUCUGAGCACGGUCGCCUGCUGCGUCUGCUGGGCCUCGGCCCCGGCAAAAACCUCAGCUACCGCGAGUUCCAAAGCAUUGUCCGGUCAAAGGGCAGGAAGCUAGCACUGCAGCCAGCCAGUGGACUUGAACAGCUCCAUCAGACGUUGGUUACCAAUGCGAUCUACAGAUGGCCUGACAUGUCCAGGAAGCUGAGUCAAUAUGGGGAAGAUGGAGUCCAAAUUGUUUUGAAGAACGACUUUAAGAACUUGGCUUGCUCAUUUGGCCUUCCUGUCACACCAGCGGAACUUCAAGCACUGUGGUUGAGAUAUGACCCUACUGGCAAAGGCUACCUCACGCUCUCAGAGUUUCGGGAGAAGCUGCAGGAAGACCAUACUGCUGAUAUCUAUGGACCAGUGAACGCAGUUUCAUUAAACUCAUCCAGUCCCAAACCUAGUCAGACAGAGGUAUCGCUGAAGGACAUUGGGGACCUGGUGAGGCGUCAUUACCACGAGCUGACCUCAGCCCUGUCCCGCCUGGAGGUGAGGAGGAGGGACGGGAGAGUGCGGCUGGAGGACCUGCAGAGUGUGCUUCAGCAACAUGGCCGCCGUCUGGAGAGAGAGCAGCUCACGCAGCUACUACAAAGUCUGAAGGUUAGGGUGGUUGCUGGGGCUCUGUCGUGGCUGAGCUUCCUGCGGGCCUUUGAGCUGGGACCAGUGCAGAGGUCAGAGGUCAGAUCCCCCACCCCUGCCCCCACUGAGAACCUGGAGACCCUGAGCCCAGAGAGGGCCAUCCAGAGAAUCAGCGAGCUGGUCACCGCCUCAGCACACACACUCCACAAGGUGUUCUCUUCAUUUGAUCGUGAUGGUAACGGAAUGCUGUCCUCGCUGGACUUCCGAAGGGUCCUGGAGCACUUCUGCGCCAGGGUGUCGGACCGCCAGUACCGGUACCUUCUCAACCGGCUGGUGUUGGACUGGGAGAAUAACGCUGUGUGCUGGAGAAACUUCCUGCACCAAUUCAACCUCAACAACAAGCAGGCCCCAGAGAGGAAGUUGAUCAUGGAGACGAGAGCUUGCACACCUGUCCAGCUGCAGUCUCUGCCAGACACUGAGAUUUUGGACUGCGUGCGCCAAGUCGUCUCUGAGCAUCUCUUCUCCAUCGUCAUGGAGAUGGUGGACAUGGACCCCACCAACUGCGGUUCCAUCAGUAAAGACGAAUUCAGGGAUAUCGCUGACCACCACCUUCACUUUCUCUCACCUGAGCAGUUGGAAUGGCUGUGGGAGCAGCUUCCUCUGACGGAGCGGGGUGUCCUGGACUACCGGACCUUUCUGAAGUGUUUCAGUUCAGGGGACUUCUGUCUCUCCCUCACCUCUCCGUCACUAACGCCUGAUAUGACCAUAAGCCCUGUUAAUGUUCAGACAUCACCCAUCCCACCACGACCCAGGACUCCACCCUGUGGCUCUCGAAGCUCCAAGCAGGGGCAGGCCCAGAGGCGGCGUCCAAGCUCCAGCCCACUGCUCAACUGUGAAGCGUCCGAGCGUCGCAUCCAAAGCCGCGUGCGCUGCUGCUGGAAGGAGAUACAGCGGAGGUGCCGUCUGGAGGACCAGCAGCGCAGCGGCCAGAUCAGCCAGCACACCUUCAUGGAAAUCCUUAAGGAGCUGCACAUCAAUCUAACAGACCGGGAGUUUAGGCAGCUGGCUGUGAAGUAUGACAUCCAGAAUACCGGGCAGCUGUCCUACCCAGACUUCCUGCGUCACUUUGUGCUCUUCCUGCGUCCUCAGACCAAACAGGCCUUAGGAAAACCAAAACCCAAUGAACAGACUUUGGCCUUUGUGAGUGAUCAGUGUGCCGAGGCCCAUCUGAGGAUGAGCGAGUCGGUCCAGCAGUGCUGGAAGUCCAUGAGACAGAGUUUUGCAGUGCAUGACCACCACCACAGUGGAACUAUAUCCAUCCCAGACUUCAGGAAGGUGCUGCGGCAGCACAGCGUAAAUCUCUCCGAGGACGAGUUCCUGCAUCUCGCGUCCUGCUUUGAUAAAGAUGCGGGUGGGAGGAUAUCCUACAACGAUUUUCUCCGCACCUUCCUGGGAUGAACGCCAAUCCCGUCUCCAGGUGCUACCGAAGCGGAUAUACAGCACGCUUACACACACACACACACACACACACACACACACACACACAGCUUUCUGAUAGACAAGGCCCCACACUGUGAUAUCCAGUCCUGCUAAUGCUAUUUAUCCACAUCUAGCCAGGGGCAAUAUCCCAAACCUCCUUAAAACAACAACAAAAAAACAGACAUGUUCAUUAUCAACAGUCCUAUCCCAUAUUUUACAGAUUAAGUAAAACACUAUGACAGGCCAUCUGAAUGGCUGAGACUU
Messenger RNA from Alosa sapidissima (American shad), 4485 nucleotides. Its product is annotated as EF-hand calcium-binding domain-containing protein 6-like. The coding region runs from base 103 to 4200 and encodes 1365 amino acids. The record is from RefSeq and is a predicted model, not a curated record. Gene Ontology annotation, molecular function: calcium ion binding. The transcript is spliced from 30 exons. Lineage: Eukaryota; Metazoa; Chordata; Actinopteri; Clupeiformes; Clupeidae. Gene Ontology annotation, cellular component: nucleoplasm.